This is a messenger RNA of Ipomoea nil (Japanese morning glory), 2454 nucleotides long. RefSeq names its product cation/calcium exchanger 4-like. NCBI's taxonomy places the organism in Eukaryota, Viridiplantae, Streptophyta, Magnoliopsida, Solanales, Convolvulaceae. The coding region runs from base 332 to 2293 and encodes 653 amino acids. Gene Ontology annotation, cellular component: membrane. Gene Ontology annotation, molecular function: monoatomic cation transmembrane transporter activity. The transcript has 2 exons. The record is from RefSeq and is a predicted model, not a curated record. Gene Ontology annotation, biological process: monoatomic cation transport; transmembrane transport.
UUGUCUGUUCGAUAAACGUCGCUACCACAUUUUCAUGCGCUCUGCGCGUCUCUUCACCUCCCAAAUUUUCUUCUCCUCAGUUUGGUAUCUAACUUCAUCUUCAUCACUGCCAAAAACAAAAAGUCAAAAAUCCCAAGAAAAAUCGCCUUUUUUCUUGUCUAAGAAACCACCACGAAGCUUCUUCAAUCCCUCUCUCUGUCUUUAAGCUCUGAAGAUUAGAACGGGUUUUCACCCUGAAAUUUUUGCUUUGGGUGAAAUCUGAAUACAAAUAUAUUUUUGCUUUCUGGUGGGAAUCUGAGAGUUUGAAUAAUUAAGAAAGAGAGAGAGAAAUAUGGAUAUUUUGAAUGGGUUUUUAUUCAAGGCUCGAUGGAAGUUUCGUGGAAUUUUCAAUGGGCUUAUUGGGUUGGUAUUUAUUAUCUUAAUUCUUCACCAAGGUUCAUUUUCAAGGCAAUCUUUUUCUAUCCGUCCUGCUAUUAAGAUCUCCCAAAGUGGUUUUAACAAGAAUGGUGUUAGGCAAGAGGGUGCCAGGAGGAGAAUUGUGGAGAAUCUUGAUAAUUCAUCAAGUUCUGAUCUUUUCAGUGAUGAGAAAAGUGGGGAUAGUUUGGGUGCUAGUAAGACUCCUGUUUGCACUGGGAUAUAUGAUCAUCAGGGUUAUGAUUCCAAAUGUGAGUACUUGAGGGAUAACCCUGGGUGUGAUUCUGGGGGGUAUUUCAAUUAUAUCAAGUUCUUCUACUGCAAUUGCAACAACUAUAGUGGUUUGGGGUAUUUGGUAUUAGCAGUGUGGUUGGUUGCUUUGUUCUACUUGUUGGGUAACACUGCUGCAGAUUACUUUUGUUGUUGUCUUGAAAAGCUCUCGAAUUUGUUGAGGUUGCCCCCGACUGUGGCGGGGGUAACUCUGCUCCCCUUGGGGAAUGGCGCCCCCGAUGUGUUUGCGAGUAUUGCUGCUUUCGUUGGGAAUGAUUCGGGUGGUAUGGGGUUGAAUAGUGUGCUCGGGGGAGCUGUGUUUGUGACUUGUGUUGUUGUUGGCACUGUGGCUUUGUGUGUUACCGAGCAGGGUGUUCAGAUUGACAAGAAAUGCUUCUUGAGGGAUGUUUGUUUCUUCAUUUUUGUGAUUUUUUCUCUGCUUAUGAUUCUGAUUCGUGGCGAGGUUAGUGUUGGGGUUGCAAUGGGUUUUUUCUCGAUUUAUGUUGUGUAUGCUGUCUGUGUUGCUGCUAACGAGAUUCUAAGGAAGCAUUUCGGGAGAUCAAAAGCGGAUUGCGUGACUCCAUUGCUGCCAGUAACGGGUAGUGAUGGAAAUGGAAGCAAAAGGGGGAAAGAAGGGAAGCUCGAGAAGUUGGAUUCUAAAGAUGUUGCGCCACAGCUCGAGAAGUUGCCACAUUGGCUUUGGACUUCGAAUGUUGCAAUCUACUCGAACGAGGCUGUGAAGGUGGGUCCUGGGGAGAGCCCCGAGUUUUUUUGGGGUUGGAAUGAUGAACAUCCUGGUGGUGAUGAUAAGUGGUCACAGGUUUCGUGUUCUAAGGUGGUCUCGUUGCUCGAAUUGCCAUUGAUGCUCACGAGAAGGUUGACGAUUCCCAUAGUUGAUGAGACGAGAUGGUCCAAGUUUUAUGCUGUGGGGAGUGCUUCCUUGGCACCGUUACUUCUUUCCUUCCUUUGGAACACUCAAGACAAGGGAGGCUCCCUCGGGGCCGAGAUUGUGUACAUCAUUGGUGCUGGCUCGGGUGGCGUCCUGGGAGGCCUUGCGUUCGUCUACACCAAACCCGAUCGCCCACCCGAGAAGUUCUUGUUCCCGUGGAUCUUCGGGGGGUUCUUCAUGAGCAUCAUAUGGUUCUACAUCGUGGCAAAUGAACUAGUCGCCCUCUUAGUGGCAUUCGGGGUCAUAUUUGGCAUCAACCCCUCGCUCCUUGCCUUAACCGUCUUGGCUUGGGGCAACUCGAUGGGAGACCUGAUCUCCAACGUCGCCAUUGCCAUGAACAACCGAGAUGGCGUGCAGAUCGCCAUGUCGGGCUCCUAUGCGGGGCCAAUGUUCAACACGCUCGUUGGGCUCGGCAUCUCCAUGAUGCUGGGAGCAUGGUCAAAACAACCCGACCCCUACACGAUUCCACGGGACAACAACUUGUAUUACACGCUGGGAUUUCUGAUGCUGGCGCUUCUGUUUACCCUCGUUGUGCUGCCGAGAAAUGGGAUGCGCCCGAGCAGGCUGUUAGGCUUGGGACUUAUGACCAUUUACUUGGUGUUUCUUUCUGUCAGGGCUACCAUUGCAGUGGGUGAUGGAUCACUCCUGUUUCGGCCUUGAACUUUUGGAUCCAUCCAUAUAUGAUGAUGAUGAAAAAACUAAAUGUAGUAUCCCCAAGAUGCAUAUAUGAUGAAUUACUGUUUGUUUUUGUGUAACAUAGAGAGUAGUUCUUGUGUACAUUCUGAGCUUUGGGUUCUUGAAAUCAACUUCUAUUGGAACUU